AUGAAAGCUGGACAUCGUUUGAGAGACUUGCGGUAUUGGGUGCUCAACAAAGCUAAAGAAAGACCAAAAUGGUUGGGGAAAACCAUUUAUGAAACAAUGAAAAAGAAAAGUCAGGAGCCCGCAUUCCUCGAGAAAUCUGAGAAGGCAAAGAAGAACCGAAGAGGUGGUUCCCUCUCUAAUCCAGUUGAGUCGUCGCACUUUCAGGGUUCCAUCUCGGCGGCACAACAUGCUAAAAAGAUGGCAAAGAGUAGAGGAGGAGUACUCCCUACCGCCCCCGAGUUGUUCGUGAAGACUCAUUUUAAAACUGUUGCUGGAAAAGGAGAGAUUGCAGCAAACAAGAGAGCAAAACAAAUUUCGGAGACGUACAACAAGAAGCUGGAUGAUUGUAGCACUCAAGGGUCACAACCAAACCCUGAUUUGUUGUAUUGGGAGACAGUUGGUGGGAGGAACAGAGGAAAAGUGCAGGGGUUAGGUCAGGGAGAUCAUUUGUACUACAACUCUUCAUCUGGGCGAGGAGGAGUUGCUCUUCACAACCAUAUGAGCCAUCGAUUUUUUCUCAGCUAG
This is a messenger RNA of Beta vulgaris subsp. vulgaris (sugar beet), 564 nucleotides long. RefSeq lists its product as uncharacterized. Lineage: Eukaryota; Viridiplantae; Streptophyta; Magnoliopsida; Caryophyllales; Amaranthaceae. The record is from RefSeq and is a predicted model, not a curated record. The coding region runs from base 1 to 564 and encodes 187 amino acids. The transcript is spliced from 3 exons.